Molecule: messenger RNA, 1376 nt
Organism: Xenopus laevis (African clawed frog)
Lineage: Eukaryota; Metazoa; Chordata; Amphibia; Anura; Pipidae
Gene: hcfc2.S
Product: host cell factor 2-like
Exons: 10
Coding region: 1-1194 (397 amino acids)
Source: RefSeq, a predicted model, not a curated record
AUGUAUGUUUUUGGCGGCUGGGUUCCCCAGAGACAAUGUGAUGAUAGUCUGUUAUCCAAAGAUACACUACCUCCACCAUCACAAGUUCAGCUGAUCCAAGCUACCACCAAUUCUUUUCACCUUAAAUGGGAUGAACUUCCAACAGUGGAGGGAUAUAUUUUGCAGUUGAAUCCAGAAUCUCCAGCUUCCUUAGUUGCUGGAACUCCUGCUCCCAUCAGUGAAAUUUCAUCACUUAAUCAAGGCAACAGCCAUUCUGGAGUUUAUUCAACUACUCUGCCUUUGUUUCAAACAGGCCUUUUGGGUUCUGGUGAAGGUGCAGACUGCCAAGUGUCCCCACAGCAAGCUGUAAAUUGUAUACUUUCUUCUGGCCUUCAAGAUGACAUGUGUGAACAAAACAGUCAAGUAUUUUGCCUAAUAAGAUCUGGCCGGCUACAAAUUCUGCCACCAAAUUUACUGCAAGAAAGAUCUGUGGUUCAAACUGAGAAUCCAUCACUUUCUAGCAGAACAGAAUUAAAUGGCAAGCAGCAAACACAGUUCAAGCCCAAAUCUGCAGUUAAAACUCCACUGCAAUAUAUGCCUUGUAUUGAUAGCUGCACAUCACAAGUUAAGAGUACACUUCCACACCCAAAUAAUGGUGAUCCAGAUUACACACUGCUAAAAAAGCAUGAUUUAUUACCGGGAAGUGUUUACAGAUUCAGGGUGGCAGCAAUUAAUGGAUGUGGAGUGGGUCCUUUCAGUAAAGUCACUGAAUUUAAGACAUGUAUUCCAGGAUAUCCUGGGGCUCCUUCAUCUGUGAAGAUUACAAAGAAUGUUGAAUGUAUCCAUAUAUCCUGGGAUAUACCCUCUUCACCCACGGGAAAUAUUCUAGAAUAUUCAGCCUAUUUAGCCAUACGCACCUCACAGCUUUCAGAGACUCUAAAUCAGCUGGUAUUCAUGAAGAUUUACUGUGGUCAAAGAACUUCUUGCAUUGUGACCGCAGCACAGCUGACAAAUGCACAUGUUGACUGCAGCUCUAGGCCUGCUGUGGUGUUCAGAAUUUCUGCAAAGAAUGAAAAAGGCUAUGGCCCAGCUACUCAAGUGAGGUGGCUACAAGAUUCAUCUAAAAAUAAAAAGGAAACAAAGGCCGCAGAAAAACAGUGUGUACCUCCAUCACAAAGCAGAGAAAAUGUAAUGCUCAAAUUGGAGAGUCCGUAGCAAGAUAUGGAGGAGAUAUCCAGAUUCUGAAAGGCAUUUGUCAUCGCAACUGAAAGGAUUUCAUGCUGUCCCUUUGUUUUUUGGGGGGUUUUGGCUACUGUUUUCAGUAGGUGUAGGUUUCACCUUUUGUAAUAUUUUGUAAAUCUCAAAAUGUUUAUUUUUGCAUUAUGCUUAUAAGACUU